Messenger RNA from Gordionus sp. m RMFG-2023, 653 nucleotides. RefSeq names its product peptidyl-prolyl cis-trans isomerase H-like. The record is from RefSeq and is a predicted model, not a curated record. Gene Ontology annotation, cellular component: intracellular membrane-bounded organelle. The transcript is spliced from 7 exons. Lineage: Eukaryota; Metazoa; Nematomorpha; Gordioida; Chordodea; Parachordodidae. Gene Ontology annotation, biological process: protein folding; protein peptidyl-prolyl isomerization. Gene Ontology annotation, molecular function: peptidyl-prolyl cis-trans isomerase activity. Bases 96 to 620 code for a protein of 174 amino acids.
AAAAAUUAAUAGCGUUCAACGUUACACAUCAUUACCCUCUGAAUUUACAUGAAGGUGAUAGAUGACAAUAUGUCUGAUACAUUAUAUUCGAAAGGAUGAUACGAAAUCCUGCAAAUCCUAUAGUUUUCUUUGAUAUUAUGGUUGGGACAACGGAAGUGGGAAGAGUUAAGAUAGAACUCUAUGCCGAUAUUGUCCCUAAAACUGCUGAAAAUUUUAGGCAAUUUUGUACAGGGGAGCAUAAAAAAGAUGGAAUUCCUAUGGGUUUUAAAAAAUCUACAUUUCAUAGGGUUAUUAAGGAUUUUAUGAUUCAAGGUGGGGAUUUUCUAAAUAAUGAUGGUACAGGUGUUAUGAGUAUAUAUGGAGGGAACUUUAAGGAUGAAAACUUUGUACUAAAACAUGAUAAACCAGGACUACUCUCUAUGGCCAAUUCCGGUAAAGAUACAAAUGGAUGUCAAUUUUUUAUCACUUGUGGGAAAUGCGAUUUUUUGGAUGGGAAGCAUGUUGUGUUUGGUAGAGUUGUUGAAGGAUUAUUAGUUUUAAGGAAAAUGGAGAAUGUUCCAACAGGACCUAACAACAAGCCAAAAAUUCCUGUCACUAUUAGUGAAUGUGGAGAAAUGUAGAAAGAAUGUUGUAUUUUUAAAAAAUAUAUAUAA